Molecule: messenger RNA, 2494 nt
Organism: Salvia hispanica
Lineage: Eukaryota; Viridiplantae; Streptophyta; Magnoliopsida; Lamiales; Lamiaceae
Source: RefSeq, a predicted model, not a curated record
ACUUUUUUCUCUCUUUAUCUCUCUACUUUUUUCAUUUUUCACUUUAUUCUCCAUUUACUUAACACACCUAAUUACUAUGGAACGGAGGGAGUAUCUUUUGUUUGUUAAAAAAUUGGCUUGUUGACUUUGCUGAGAUGGCUAGAGUUUCAGCGGAACACAAAUCGAAGCUGUGGCUUUAUGAUAUCUCCGAGGACCUAGAUGCGCUGAGGAUGAUAAAAAAGUGCAUGAUGGAGUUUGGUUCAGAAAGUGCUGGAGAAGGAGAAGACAAAGGUGUCGUGGUGGGCUUGGAGAAAGACGUGCAACAACUUGUGUUUAAAGUGAUUCUUAGUGCAGAGGUAUGUGUUAUUAAAAAACCUAUUCUUAUCAAAGGGAUGGUUGGUAUGGGAAAAACAACUCUUGCGAGAAAAGCAUACAACCAUCCGGCUAUCAUUGAAAAAUUCAAGCGCCGUGCAUGGAUAAGCCUUUCUAGUUUUACAAGUAGACAUGAGGUGGUUAUGGAACUGGUACGCCAGUUGGUUACACUUGAUGGAGAUUCAUUGUUGCUGGAGGAGAUGGACAUCCAAAGUCUCGAACAGAUGCUUCGCCGGCAGCUGAAAGAAAUGCCGCCAUGGUUUAUAGUUCUCGACAACGUGCUGCCAGAAAUGUGCUACGAAUCCUUCUUGCUAGUCCUUGCACGCCACUUAUACAUAAGUGAUGAAUGUAGAUUGUUGAUCACCAGUUGCCAUCAGAUUGAACAACAGUUUUACACUCAUGAGAUGAAAGCUUUGGAUUCUGAUAAGAGCUGGCGAUUGUUCUUGAAAACAGUUGAUAAAUUUACAAGUGUUGAGAACAAAUUCACAAAGGAGUUGGAGAGGAAGGGCAGGGAGAUGUUAAAAAAAUGUGGGGGUUUGCCGCUUGCUAUAAUAGAUGUUGGAAGGGAGAAAGCAAAGCAAAGACUUUUAGGGAUUGAAUGGGAAGAACUUUUUGAUUCAAUUGAUUUGUGUGAAACAUUGAAGAAAUUGGAACCGAUGUAUAAUAGCUUGGAUGGACAACUCAAGUCGUGUUUCUUGCAUAUGUCCUUUUUUAAGGAAAAUGCAAUAACGAGAGAAGAGAAGUUGCACCAUGUUUGGGCUGCAAAUGGAGUAAGAAUAGGAACCACACCAUGUGCCAGUUUAGCUGAUCGAUCCAUUAUUGAAGUCGUCCACCCGUACCCAGAGAUGUUUAGAGUGAAAAGGUGUCGCAUGAAUCCUCUACUACACAUGCUAUCCAUCAAAAAAGCAGAGGAGGAAAUGGACCUUGAGAUCUUAAGGAACAAUGGAAAUAAUCGACCCUUAGAGAGCCCUCGUCAUUGUGUUAUUCAUUGUGGCAGAGCCAAGUUUAAUCACUCCACAAAUCAAGACAAAUUUAGUCACUCUACGAAUCAAGACAAGUGUCUUGUUUCUCUCAUGUUCCAUGGAGGUGGUCGAUACUUGGACGACGCAGGCAAGUCUUAUUGGAAGAGUUUUGAACUCCUCAAAAUACUCGACUUGGAAGAUUUUGGGGCGAAGACUUUAUUAGAAUCUAUCGGGACAUUGACUGAGUUAAGGUAUUUGGGAUUGAGAAACAAUUAUAUCGAAGAGAUCCCACACUCGUUGGGGGGCUUGAAAAGGCUUGAGGUUCUCGAUAUAGCUUUAAACUUUAUGGUGGAGGUGCCGGAUAUUAUCAAGGAUAUGAGCAGCCUUCGUCAUCUCUACAUGUCUGAUGUAAUUUACUGGAAGCCUUUGGAAGUAGAUGCACUACAAAAUCUUGAGACCCUGACCUUCAUGUCUAUAUAUUCUUGGACAUAUGAAGCCUCGAACUUGGAGAAGAUGACUAGUCUAUAUAAAUUGGGUAUUGAAGAAAUUGAUGAAAACUCGGAUGUAAGCGAGCUCUUUCCAGCACUAGAUACGUUGAAGGAACUUACUCACCUUAUUUUGAGUGGGUUUCGCUUCAGAAUGAUGUCUUGUUUGGACGAGAUUUGUGUUCACAAUAUACAGACACUGAGGCUUGAUGGAUGCAUAGCUAGGCUACCGAGUGUCGAUAGUUUCCCUCGUGAGAUAAAGUACUUGGCUUUGGUAAAUACUUGUCUUGAUGAGGACCCCAUGCCAAUACUAAUGGAGUUGCCCUACCUAAGGCGCCUCAAACUGCGGAAUGCAUACAAUGGUCGAGAAUUGGUGUUCAAUAUGAGUCAACUUGAAAUCUUGUGCAUCAGUGAGUUGUGGAAUCUGAGAAAAAUACAAUUUGUAGAAUAUGGAAUGGCUGGCCUACAACAACUUGAUAUCAUGAAUUGUCCACAUCUGGAGACCCUCCCAGAAGGUAUUCGGUUGACGUACAGGCUGAAGAAGUUUAAAAUGGUAACAAGCAAACACAUCGCAACAAAGAUUAGAAAUUCAGACUUAGUCUCCAAAAUAGUGGAAGUGGAUAUCAAUCCAUAGUUUACUUCCAAGUACUGAUUUGAGGUUGAUAGAAAUCUAUGGGUUCCAUCUUAAAACCAAUU